AUGCAGCCGAAUGGAUUGUUCCGGGUUCGGUCUCCAAAUGACAUUGUUCCAGGCCACUGCUCGGCUUUCAAACACCAAAACCACCACAAGAGGGAGCCGUUCACAAUAACUGCAGCCAUCACUGCUGGAAAGAGAGAUAGAGAGAGAGGGCACACGGCAGCGCGACCAGAAUACAGAGCAGGCCGAGAUGAUGUGGAAGACCUGGAGCGUGGCGGAGGUCACAUGAUCUCCACCGAUGACCUGGAGUACCCGCGUGAAUAUCGCACGCUGGGAAACAGCACGCGACGCUUCUCCAACGUGGGGCUGGUCCACACCUCUGAACACCGGCACACGGUCAUCGCCGCGCAGAGCCUGGAGGUGCAGCAACAGCCAAACUACUGGAGCUUUAAGAGCCGUAGUCCACGUCACUCCCAGUCCACUCAGUCAGGUUUGGCAGACCAGGCAUCUAAACUGUCCUUCGCAUCUGCUGAGUCUCUGGAGACCAUGUCUGAGGCCGACAUGCCGCUGGGCUUCAACCGCAUGAACCGUUUCCGUCAGAGCCUCCCACUCUCCCGCUCUGCAAGCCAGAAUAAACUACGCUCUCCAGGUGUCCUUUUCCUGCAGUUUGGAGAUGAGACCAGACGUGUUCAUAUCACUCACGAGCUCAACAGUUUGGAGACCUUGCACGCACUCAUCGUGCACAUGUUUCCUCAGAAGCUGACAGCGGGAAUGCUGAAGUCCCCGAACACGGCCAUCUUGAUCAAAGACGAAGCGAGGAACGUUUUCUACGAGCUGGAGGACGUGAGGGACAUACAGGACCGCAGUAUCAUUAAAAUCUAUCGCAAAGAGCCCAUCUAUGCCUCCUAUCCUGCGGCACAUCUGGCCAACGGAGACCUCAGGAGAGAGAUGGUUUAUUCAUCCCAGGACUCCUCACCUACCCGUCGCCUCAACACUCUUCCUUCCUCCUCUGCCUCGCCCUCCUACGGUUCUCCUUCCCGAUCCCGUCUCUCCUACAGUGGAGGUCGGCCCCCCUCUUUUGCUGGUCCGGGUCACCCUCACCCACAGGGUCCCCAGCAUCCGUCCCACUCCCACCACCCUUCGCCCUCUCACGGACAGACUCAAGGCCUAACCCCCUCCUCCUCAGCCAUCCUAGAGCGGCGUGAUGUCAAACCUGAUGAGGAGAUGUCUGGUAAAAGCAUGGUCCUCCUGAAGAACGAAGGUCUUUAUGCUGAUCCGUACAGCUUGAUGCACGAGGGUCGGCUUAGUAUCGCUUCUGCUCAGUCCCUGGCCACCAUCGCCGACCCCUUUGGCUUCCCAGUGUCAGGAGGUCUGUACCGCAGAGGUUCGGUGCGUUCUCUCAGUACAUACUCAGCUGCAGCACUGCAAAACGACCUGGAGGACAGUCUGUAUAAGCCUGGAGGUUCUCUAUACUCCGAUACUUACAGCAGCUCCACGCUCGGCAUGGGCUUUCGUCUGCCGCCCUCCUCCCCGCAGAAAAUUCCCGACGUGCAGCUGCGUGACAGGGAAUCGUUCACUGGGUCUCCCAGCCGAGGGUCGCCUGUGAGAACCACCUUCCGCAAAGACUCCGCUUCCUCUUCCGUGUUUGUGGAGAGUCCAAAGUCCAGACCCAGCUCCAGUUCUGAACCCCUAGGAGAUGGGAGUAAGGGACCUGGAUUUGGGUUGUCAUUGUCUGGGCCCGAGACGGACACACGCAGUGAUCGUAUGGAGGCAAUGGAGAAGCAGAUAGCCAGUCUGACUGGACUGGUUCAGAGCGUCCUAACCCGAGCACCAGACAGCGACACUGGCCGGCUGAAGAAGAAAGCGCUGACUCCAUCUGCUCCGCUGGCACUGAUGCCUCCGCCUUCAUCUGGAGGCUCUCAGGCCUCCACCGUCUCCAGGCUACAGAUGCAGCUUCACCUGAAUGACCUACAACAGAAUGCCACCGAUCUGCGCAAACAGCUCGCACAGCUUCGUAAGAUGCAGUUGCAGAACCAGGACUCCAUACUCAGUCUGCUGAAGAGGACCGAGACAGAGCUGAGUCUCCGUCUAUCAGAUGCGCUGAGGAAACAGGAAGACCCUCUCCAGAGACAGCGCCUCCUAGUGGAAGAGGAGAGACUCAAGUACCUGAACGAGGAGGAACUCAUCAUACAGCAACUGCAUGAUCUGGAAAAGUCAGUGGAGGAAAUCCAGAAGGAGAUGUCUGUCAAUCACCGACAUGUGACAGUGCAGGAGCUGGAGGAGAAAAUCUCGCUGCUGAGGAAACUGGGAGAGACUCUUACGGAGCUGAAGAAUCUUUUCCCAGGGCUCCAGAGUAAAAUGCGUGUGGUGUUACGAGUGGAAGUGGAAGCUGUGAAAUUCCUGAAAGAGGAGCCACACAGACUAGACGCCCUGCUUAAACGCUGCAAAUCUAUCACAGACACUCUCUCCACGCUGAGGAGGCAGGUGAAUGAAGGAGUGUGGAAGACCCAGGAUGAGUAUUCCAGCCCCUCCCCUAAACUCGGAGGAGGGGUUGAGUACAGGAAGAACCCAGAAUUCGACAUUCCAACCAGCCCACCGCUAAGCCUCAAUGAGACCAGCCUGGCUAACUGGAGCCCUCACUCUGGUCAAGGACACAGCCACUCGAACCCUUCUAGUGCACAGCGUGAGAAAGAUUAUCAUGGGGUGGUGAGCUCGUUGAAGGGACGGGAGCUGGGCGAGCUGGGAGGUCGAGGCGGGUCUGAUAAGGCCUCAUCUGUGGAAGUGAGACUGGCAGCAGAGCGGGAUUGGGAAGAAAAGAGAGCCAGUCUAACACAGUACAGUGCUCAGGACAUUAAUCGACUGUUGGAGGAGACUCAGGCUGAGCUCAUGAAGGCCAUUCCUGACUUGGACUUUGCUGCCAAGCAGAUCCGACCUGCUCAGAACCAGAUUCAAAACCAAAACCAGAGCCCGAGUCCAUCUAACACCAAUGCCACACCUGAACACAAGCCUAAUAAACCUCAGAAUAAACUUUCCAGUAAAGAUAGCGGAUCUAGACGAGGCUCGGAUGAACUGACGGUGGCAAGGUAUCGAACGGAGAAGCCGGCAAAAUGCCCCCCUCCUCCACCUCCCCGCCGGAGUUUCCCCUCCUCCCCUGGGCUUACUACACGCAGCGGAGAGAUGAUCAUUCCUGGAAAGAGUAUAAAGAAGUCAGAAUCAGAGGAGACCGAGUCUCAGAAGCCACACGUUAAGCUGAGGAGGAGUGUAUCCGAAGCCCCCCGACCGGCCUCCACCCCUCCAACCAUUGCUGGUGGAGAGCGAGAGGAGGGUGCCGAGGAGAGGUUAGCAGCUGAGCUGGAGAUGCAGCACGGGAUGUCCUCCACUCCAGUUCCCCAGAUAGUCUUAACUGAGUGUAACUCUCUCCCCACGUCCCCUUCUGAGGACUCAGCAGAGAUCCGGCCAUCUGACAGCAUGCAGAUAAUUAAAGACAAUAACACUGGAAAUAACAUCAGAGUAAGUUACUUCAGCCACAUUGUGAGGACUCCCCGUCUGUCGCUAUGGAAACAAGACUUGUCAGCCAGCCAAAAAGUCCCUCGGAUACAAGACUUGGAUGCAGCCCAGAGGGAGCUCCAGAGUCCUGUCCAGGAUGUGACCCAGUCGUGCCCGCCCUUAACAAGCAAGAGAGCAAUUAAACAGCCCCUGAGGAGGGAGCCAAGGGUUCAGGAGUCUCUCGAGGCGGCGACGGAAACGAAAGAAGAGCGAAUGAGAAAGCCAGACACUACAAUGUCUGUCUCGCCGCAAAAAGGGCCUGUAGAGAUAUCUCAAGUGGGUUUGAUCCGCACUCAAGGCGUUGGAGGGGAAAAGGAAGACAUCUGCCACAGCACAUACCGUCGUCUGGACAGUCUGGAGGAGACCAUCCGUGAGCUGGAGCUCAGCCUGAUGGAGUUCAGCACUGAUCCUCACAUGGGGAACAUCUUCCCAGCAUCCGUCCAGGCGCAGAGUUCCUCCACCAAGAGAUCUGGCAGCACUCCACAUACAGCACAGACCCCUGCAGACGGAGGAGACACAAACAAACCUGCUGUCCCACCCAAACCGUCCUGCAUCAGCACAUCCACAGCAAAGACUGGUGGUGGAAAAGUGUUGUCUCGUCUCAAGCACCUGCAGCAAAGUGGAUCAGAAAAGAGCAAAACAAGCAAACAGAGAGAGGACUUCCUUAAGAACCAGGGUCAACAGCAGGCUCUAAGUCUGAACAUCAGCAGAGCCAGAGCAACCGAGUCGCUCCUCGCAAGCACCAGAGCCGCUAGCUUCUCUGGCCACCUGCCCUCCAGAUUGCGAAAGUACUCCCAGGAGGGGGCGCUGUCCUCCUUGACAGCCUCCUCCAACCAGGCCAAAGCGCUUCUUGCUAGCCUCUCUGCAUCCAGUCUCUCGGCGGAGGCCCUCCUGCUCUCGUCCACCUUAAGACAGCAUCGGUUACUCAGAGAGCAGAACUUCAACUCCUCAAGCCUUCCUCUUCCCAUCUCCAACGGCCGCUCCCCUCCCUCUCCGACUUCACCUACUUCCUCUUCCUCAACCUCAACCUCAUCACCCUCUGCUCUCACCUCACUGAGUCUGUCCUCGCUGGCCCUGAAACCCUCCGUCGCCGGAAGCUUGGAGUUUGUCAAGGAGCGGAACAAGACUGAACCCAAGACGGUGACUCUGGACGACAGUGAUUAAGGAGGAUGUGGCUGGAAAUGUUCCAUGUAUAGGAUGCGGACAGCACAAGUAGAUGAAUUGAAAUACGACUGACCUAAAAGUUUUUUUUGGAGGCUUAGUUUCUAUAGCGUUUUGUUUCCAAUCCUUUCCCUGGCUAUCCUUACCAAGACGCCUUGCGGAGAAUGGUGACGUAGUGCACGGAGGCAUAGUGCAGCAUUUUGCAUCAUAGGUUCACUUAUCUUCAGUUUGUGAACAGAUCCAAACUGUAAACCCUACCUACUCUGCAUUUCUGCCAGUUCCUCAAACUAGAGAACCAACAGAUGGGCUUGGACACUCACCACCAGCCUGUUUCCAGCUCCACUGCACAGCCAGCAUCACACCACCCACGGGAGGCAUGGGGAAGGACUCUUUACCCAAACCCUCAUUCAUUUGCCAAAUCUCACAUGUUGGAGGUCUAGCUGAGUUCGGUAGAUGUCCAUCAAGUGUAAAAUCAAGACUGUAAGACUAUGUAAAACCAAGUAGAGUUGCAAUAAUCGAAAGUGAGUACUGUAGUAGUCGGUGUUUGUCGAGACGUUUUAUUGCUCAUAUCUAUAUUAACAAAAAGAAUGUUAAAAAAUAACAGCAAAACCUUAAUGUGGAGGCAGUGUCGCUCGUUCUAAUGUAGAUUUUGGCUAUCCGGCGUACUGCUAAAGGAAAAUAACUGAAAUUGGUGCUAUGAUUAACAUUUUGAUGAUUAUAAACUCCCUUAAAGGGAUAGUUCAUCCAAAAAUGAACAUUCUGUCAUGACUUACUCAUUCUUAUAUUGUUGCGAACUGAAUGACAUACUUUUUGAAAAAUGUCUCGGUUUAUUGUCUAUACAAUGGAAGUCAGUCAGGUCUAACAAUGUUUUGGACCCCGCUGACUUAAAUUGUGUGGACAAAAACAUUCU
This is a messenger RNA of Sinocyclocheilus rhinocerous, 5554 nucleotides long. RefSeq names its product SRC kinase signaling inhibitor 1-like. The record is from RefSeq and is a predicted model, not a curated record. NCBI's taxonomy places the organism in Eukaryota, Metazoa, Chordata, Actinopteri, Cypriniformes, Cyprinidae. Gene Ontology annotation, biological process: regulation of dendritic spine morphogenesis. Gene Ontology annotation, cellular component: cytoplasm; postsynaptic density; actin cytoskeleton. The transcript has 20 exons. Bases 1 to 4647 code for a protein of 1548 amino acids.